UCUUAUUGCUUUGGGCUUUAUUUUGUCUUCUGUGUGUUGCUGCGUGUCUCGUUUUAGUUUGUGUAGCUUUAAACUCGUCUCUCACUGAUUUAUUGGACUAGACAUUUUGUUUUUUUAACUUUUGGAAGACAAUCACCAUCGUGUCCAGGCCAGUUUUGGACGAGUUUUCGUAGCAACGUCGACCGAAGAAAACGCGUCGAGUGACUUUGGCACGAUAUAAUCUAUCGAUUUAUCGACUUGAAUGUGCUCACUGUAAUUGAGUUUCAGCAGUGGGGGGCAUUCAAAAUAUCAACUCUAGCCCGAGGAAAGAGAAAAUAAGAACAGGUCUAGUGAAUCUAUUUCUUUGUCUCCAGAAACAAAACUCGUUGACAAGGACAAACAAAAACAAGUGCACAACGUAAAGAGAAUCACACAGUUUUUUUUUAAGUGUUCUGUGGUUUUCCUCCCUCCUUAAAAAAAAAAAAAGAAUUGAAUCUGGAACAACUUAAAUGAAGACCCGACCCCUGAAAAUUGCGUGGACACCUGUAAAGAGCGACGGAUGGGAAGAGGUUAGAAAAAUUAUUGUAAUCUAGAAAAGGAAAACUGGGGGCCUUUUGCUUGUUGUUGUGAGUGCGGUUCAUUCAACUCGGUUGGGAGCCUUUUUUUUUGUGUGUUCCGUGAUCCCGGCGACUACGAAACUCUCUUUGUGUGUGUGUUCAUCUUGUUCUAGAAGAGGGGGUCCCAUCUGUGCGUCGCCAUCGUCCGACCUGCUCAUCGGUCGAUUGCGUGUAGCCGAGAGAAAGUGAACGAUUCAAGAAAACAAAAGUUGCAAAAAGAACAGAAAUCGAAAGAAAUAGCCGCCUGUUAUUUGAACAUAGUCGGCAACUUUGGCUUUGCUAUACCAGUUUUGUGGGUGUUGUCAGUGAACCUCUUUGGCUUAUGGGAACUGUACCACCUUCACCUUCUUACAAAACAGAGCUGUACUUGCUUGCAGUCUUAUUAGACGCACUAGUGUCGUUGAAGAAAGUGCUACUUUUAAAGCCGAGUGCAGUGGGGAUCGUGAAACAACGAGUCGAAAGGAUGUUACGCUCGUUGAGGAUUGUUAUUAUUAUACUCUCUGUGGCCUAAUGACACGAGAGAAAUAUAGUAAUGAAAGUGACUCUUGACCCUUAAACUCGCCUCGUUUUUUUUUCCCACAACAACAAACACGCUGUUUUCUCUGCGCUUUCACCAUGUCGACGACCAACACUCGCACGGCGGAACGUUCCAAAACAUCAACAGCCACUAUCAUCAAAAUGACAGAUUGGAAAACAUACCGAGGACCUGUUAUGGAAGGUCGUCGUUCACGACGAAUGAGUCCUAUCCGAGAGCCUUCAGCAGUAACAGUUGCCGCCGCCACAGUUGCCGCCACCGCCGUCGUUUGGAUGGACUCGACAAGAUUGGAGCCUCCGCCGCCACGGCAAAAACGCUCCACUCCUCAGCCAGUCAUCUCGAACCUGGAAGAGGCGCGACAGAUGAUUGCCCGGCUAACCGAACGAAACACUGCGCAAGGUCACCUCCUCCAAGCAUGGAAGCACAGACUCAAACAACAGAACGAAGCACUUUUCGGGUUGCAUCGGGAAAGAGAGGAGCAAAUGCGGUUGUUGACCUCGCAACUCCUCCUCUUGGAAGCCAAUCUACGCGCAAAGCAGGGAAAGAUUGAUGGGUUACUGAACCAGAGAGACCGGAUCAUCAGCGGUCAACAGGAGACGAUACGUUCGUUGGAAAGGGAGUUGGAUCGUUGCCGAAAUAGCGUCGCGUCCGAGUCAAACGAGCAACAAGCCACGUUGGUCAACCGGCCGCAAUCGCUGGCCGAUCAUCAUCAUCAUCAGCCAAAUUGCGACGAAAUACAAAGCGAGUCAUCCACCUGUCCGUCGACGGACGACAGUUCAACAACUCAACUUCAAGUGCGAGUUCUAGGCAGGGAGCAAGGAGAUGAGAGUCUCGACGACAGCGAUAGCGCCGUUGUUAUCGACGACGAUCACGGGCACUCGCCCACGUUUGCCCAAAAUCCUCAGCAAGUCAGAAUCAUCCGGAGCAUCUCGGACGUAGUGGAUUCAUCCCGGGCCGGCCUCACCAUUUUCAGAGAAACUACGAAACAGCCGGGCAUCCUGAAAUCCACACGAUUGGUGCGCAAUCAUCAGCGGAGGGUCAUGUUCCUUCAGCCGGAAGAGCCGGAGGUUGAAGAAGAAGACGAAGAAGAGGAAGAAGACUCGAUGGAGAAUAGCAGCAGCAGUGACGAUUCACCGUUCAAUAAACGCGGCCACAAAACAUUCCUGCGAGGCUCUUUCGAGCGGAUGCCUGUCAAUCAAGAGUCUACUAGCAGCCGGGGAUCGGGUUUAUCUUCGUCAUCGUUUUCUCUGCGGGCAGCCAGUCUUUGCAGCAAUCAUCGAUCUGUCACCAGGCCACGUGAUGUCAAAUUCAAAAAGAACAAUAAAUGUCCGUGGAAGUCGAAUUCAGUCGAUGGAUGUUCGUCAUCGACUCCAUCAUCGUCGCAGGAAUUUCAAGUAUCCUGCUCUCACCAGGUUUGAUUCACGUCAAAACAAUGAAAACUAUUAUAUUCAUUCCAUUCUAAGCAUUCUGUGUUCGGUUGUUGCACGCCAAAGUGUCACUCUGCAUACACUGAGAUGUAUUUGUUCUAUAUUCAGUUGUUGUGUUAAGACAACGCAUUUCGAUACGACAUUGAUUAAGAAAUCUUUUUUUUUAAAUUAGGAAUUGCAAUGCCACGAUUUAGGGUAUUGGGUUUAAUCGUUGUGUACGUCUGUGUGGUGUAUAUUUUAUGGAAAAGAUUGACCUUGCAAAACAAGAAAAUGGGAAUAGAAACGUCGUUCUAGAUUGUAGACGGUGCGUGGCAGACGAAAAUAGCAGGUUUAAUGAUCCGAGUAAAUUCGAUAGAUGAUAAUAAUCGAUUCACGUCGGCAAUACGAGUCAUAUCAACUUGUUAUUAUUAUUUAACAUUAUUAUUAUUAUUGGGUUUAGAGGCCACGAUGAAAAGAGGCAUUUGUAUUCGACACUCACUGACAUUUGAUUGUAUA
This is a messenger RNA of Daphnia carinata, 3053 nucleotides long. RefSeq lists its product as uncharacterized. The coding region runs from base 1212 to 2549 and encodes 445 amino acids. NCBI's taxonomy places the organism in Eukaryota, Metazoa, Arthropoda, Branchiopoda, Diplostraca, Daphniidae. The record is from RefSeq and is a predicted model, not a curated record. The transcript has 6 exons.